AUGCAGCUGGACCCGAGGCCCGCCACGCUGGGGCUGCUGCUGCUGCUGUGCGCCGCGGCAGCCGGCGCCGGGGAAGCCGAGGAGCUGCACUACCGGCAGGGCGAGCACCGCGCCGACUACGACCGCGAGGCGCUGCUGGGCGGCCAGGAAGAAGUCGAUGAAUAUGUUAAACUCUCCCCCGAAGAGCAGCACAAAAGACUGAAGUCAAUCAUAAAGAAAAUUGACUUGGACUCAGAUGGCUUUCUCACCGAAAGUGAACUCAGUUCAUGGAUUCAAAUGUCUUUUAAACAUUAUGCUAUGCAAGAAGCGAAACAACAGUUUAUUGAGUAUGAUAAAAACAAUGAUGGUAGUGUGUCAUGGGAUGAAUACAACAUUCAGAUGUAUGAUCGGGUGAUCGACUUUGAUGAGAACACUGCUCUGGAUGAUGCAGAAGAGGAGUCUUUUAGGCAGCUUCAUUUAAAGGACAAGAAGCGAUUUGAAAAAGCUAACCAGGAUUCAGGCCCUGGUUUGAACCUUGAAGAGUUUAUUGCUUUUGAGCAUCCUGAAGAAGUUGAUUAUAUGACGGAAUUUGUCAUUCAAGAGGCUUUAGAAGAACAUGACAAAAAUGGUGAUGGAUUUGUUAGUUUGGAAGAAUUUCUUGGUGACUACAGGCGGGACCCGACCGCAAAUGAAGAUCCAGAGUGGAUACUUGUUGAGAAAGAUAGAUUCAUGAAUGAUUAUGACAGAGAUGCUGAUGGCAGACUUGAUCCGCAAGAACUGUUGUCCUGGGUUGUACCCAAUAACCAGGGCAUUGCACAAGAAGAGGCUCUUCAUCUAAUUGAUGAAAUGGAUUUGAAUAGUGACCGAAAGCUUUCUGAAGAAGAGAUUCUGGAGAACCAGGACUUGUUUCUUACAAGUGAAGCCACAGAUUAUGGCAGACAGCUUCAUGAUGAAUAUUUUUAUCAUGAUGAACUUUGA
Rangifer tarandus platyrhynchus (Svalbard reindeer) is the source of this 957-nucleotide messenger RNA. NCBI's taxonomy places the organism in Eukaryota, Metazoa, Chordata, Mammalia, Artiodactyla, Cervidae. The record is from the annotation of a GenBank genome assembly.